Dufourea novaeangliae is the source of this 1507-nucleotide messenger RNA. RefSeq lists its product as uncharacterized. NCBI's taxonomy places the organism in Eukaryota, Metazoa, Arthropoda, Insecta, Hymenoptera, Halictidae. The coding region runs from base 140 to 1006 and encodes 288 amino acids. The transcript is spliced from 7 exons. The record is from RefSeq and is a predicted model, not a curated record. Gene Ontology annotation, cellular component: membrane.
CGACGACGACCUGUUCCAUCAGUAUCGUCGCAGUGGUGCCGUGUGAGGUGAACGUAACGGAGCGUGGAGUGCGGUCGAUAAGGGAAAAUCGGUAGAAUAUAAGAAAGAAGAGGAAGACGAAGAAGAAGAGGACACCAAGAUGCCCUGUUCCGCGGUGACGCUGUCCCUCGCGACCAUAACCGGUAUCAUCGCCACCGGGCUACUCGCGAUCGCCUUUACCACCGACAACUGGCUCUACACGGAGGUCAAGCGCGCCCAAAUCCAGCAAUAUGCAGCCAAGCAUACCGAGCAGAGCCACUUGGUGGAGCAAAUGAACACGAAGUACUAUUACUACACGAGGACGCAGGGUCUAUUCAGGAUAUGCUAUCCGAAAGAGAGGCCGCCCACUGUUCAGACAUAUCUGAGCCCAGUGGAGACGCACUGCAUGAACGUCAACUACUUCAUCCCUGACGAGGAGAAUCUCACGAGAGGCUUCUCCGACGACGCAAUGACUCGACUUCACAUGGGCAGAUCGGUGAUAGGUCUGUUUAUAGUGGGAUUCGUCGCGAUCUUCACCGCAUUCUGGACGGGAGUGGUGGGCUGCUGGAAGAGGUCGCCCGGAAAUAUCACGGCGACAGCGAUUCUGAUGCUGCUGGCAUGUUUACUGAGCGCCAGCGCGAUGGGACUCUGGCAUGGGGUUGAAUACUACGAGAAAGAGAAGAUCGUAGGAGAAGAGUACUAUCAGCAAUGGACAAACGUCCUGAAGGACAACUCACUAAUCUCGUACGACUGGUCGUACGUGGUCGCUUGGGUCGGCGUCGGUUGGUCGUUGGUCAGCGCGAUCUUGUUUAGCGCUGCGGCGAUUUGCUUGAGGGGCGAGAGAAUGCGCGAGGAGGCGAUGAACAUGCAGUACCUCAUGCCUGUAUAUCCUCAAAAGCAACAGUACGCGUACGCCGGGUAUCCAGCUCCUGCGGCGUAUCCAGGGCCGUACUAUCACGGAUCGCAAUACGGACCGUACAACUACUGAGAGCAGCUGCAGCCCCCACACACAAACACACACACGUCAUCACGCGUCGGACAGAGGAGGACAAUCUCGAAAGAGCCAGUGAACGUGCUCGAAUGAACAAAAACGAAUCUGGUCAACGAUGUUUCCCAGGGGAACGAUAAACAAAAUGAGAAAAAAAACAACCACUAAGCUAUCGAAAUCGAUCCAAACCAUACCCGCGCGAACGGAGAAAACGAAAUGGAACAGUGACGACCUUGGGGUCCCGCCUUAGACAUAAUUUAACAUGUAUCUUAGAUCUAGUUACUUUACGGACAUUCUGGUGCGCACCCUGGUGGACCCCACUGUCGUCGACGCCGAUUUCACGUUCGACGGGAAUUUCGUUUGGCACGUGAACCGCUACGAACCGGCGUUCAGUUCGACUCGCGAGAGAGACAGUUGCUCAAAAAAGCCCCAGGGCGUAAUUACCUAGAAUUGAGAUGAUCUUGUACAGAGGGUACCCUGUAAUUUGUGGUGUAAAGCCUU